Closterium sp. NIES-65 is the source of this 3087-nucleotide messenger RNA. NCBI's taxonomy places the organism in Eukaryota, Viridiplantae, Streptophyta, Zygnematophyceae, Desmidiales, Closteriaceae. The record is from the annotation of a GenBank genome assembly.
AUGGCUACCCCCAGUGUUCUCGCUUUUGACGCUGAGGGUCGAGCCAUUGACUUUGAGGUUUGGGUGGAUGACUUGCAGCUUUUCCUACAGUGCGAUAGGGCAGACGGUCUUUUCCUCUUUGACCUCACCUCUGGUGCUUCCCCUGCCCCUACUGCCGAUGCCGACGCCACUGUUCGCUCCCAGUGGGCCACUCACGAUGCUGCUGCACGUCUUGCUGUGCGUCGCCACCUGCCUACCACUGAGCGCGCGCACUUUAGCCAGUACAAGAAUGCUCAGACCUUGUACGACGCUGUCGUUGCACGCUACUCCUCCCCUGCCACUGCUGCACUGAGCCGCCUCAUGCUACCUUACCUCUUUCCUAACCUUGCUGCCUUUCCCACAGUCGCUUACCUCAUUACGCACCUCCGCACUAUCACCCGCCUCCCUGACUCCCUUCGUGUAGUCAAGGACCACUUCCUCUCAGUCUGUCCCACCACUCUCACUGUUGACCUCCUAGAGAAGGCCCUCCUAGCGGCGGAGAAGAGCAUAGUCGCUGUAGGAGCCUCUCGUGGUGACCCUCGCACCCCCAUCUUUGAGGGGUGUUCCCCUUCCCCCCUGUUGCCCUCUGUCGCCUCUACUGCUGCGGCCGACCUCGUUGGUCUUGAGUCGGUCCGUGCGGCGUUUGCCCCUAGCGUGAGAUGCCGCUCUGACAAGGGCAAAGGGGGCAAGGGCGCGGGUGGGGCUAGCGGGGGUGGUGGAGGUGGCGGUGGGGGCGGCGAGGGGAGUGGGGGUGGCGGUGGGAGUGGUGGCGGGGGUGGAGGUGGUGGUGGCAGCGGCGGAGGCGGAGACGGCGGUGGCGGUAGCGGUGGGAGCGGAGGCGGCGGUGGCGGCGGAGGUGGAGGCGGCGGUGGUGGAGGAGGUGGAGCUGGUCGGGGUGGUGCUUCUCAGCGGAGCGGCUCCGGGAGUGGUCAGCGCCAGCAGCAGCAGCAGCAGGAGCAGCGUUCUCGGGACAUCCCCCCUCCUCAACAGCUCCGUGAGUGGUACACGCAGCGUCAGCGUGGUGGGGGUUUUGGCCCGUGCACCUACGUCCUUCGCUCCGGCGACCGCGCGGGUGAGCAGUGUGGGGGUUCUCACCCCACCCAGCGCUGCUUUGGCCGCCUGACGGACGCUUGGCGUCAGCAGUUCCCGGAGGCUAGUGAGAUCCCCCGCUGGGGAGAGCUGUCUAGGGCACGCGUAGCUAUCUUUGAUCUUGAAUUUGAUGCUAUCAUUGCUGCCAUGUAUGCUGUGACUAUUAGUGAUGAGGGUGACUGUUACCGGUGUUUCCCGCCCGACCCGGGCAUUGGUACUGCUGCUCUAGGUACUGGUGAGGCUGCUGCUCUAGGUGCUAGUGCGUCCACGCCCUCACGUGCUGGUGAGUCUGCGCUCUCAGGUACCACGUCGGCUUCGGCCUCCCUCACCUUCACACUUGACUCAGGGGCUUCUCGCUCCUUCUUUCGAGACCGCACCACACUCACGCCGCUUGGUCGGCCAGUUACAGUCUCCCUGGCAGACCCCUCUGGGGGUCCUGUCCUCUCUCACUUCUCCACUGUCCUCCCGUGUCCGGCUGCCCCCUCUGGCACCUUGUCUGGUCUUUACCUCCCCUCGUUCUCUACGAACUUGGUGAGUGGUGCUGACCUGCAGGAUACGGGGGUUCACCAGUUUACUCCUGCGAGUCAGCGGGUGACCCACUGCACGGACGCUCGGACAGGCCGACACCUAGCCACGCUUACACGUCGGCCGGGGGCGAGCCUGUACACACUGACCACUGCGUCUCCUCCAGUCAUUGCGUCUGGUCAGGUAGCUGCGUCGGGUCAGGGGCGGCUCCGAGCUGCCCCUCACUCCUCUCAGUUUCCCCUGACAGAGGCCCCGCUGCAGACGCUUCACAUGGACGUGUGGGGCCCGGCCCGCGUCCGUGGACAGGGUCACGAGCGCUACUUCCUGCUGGUGGUUGACGACUACUCGCGUUACACCAUUGUCUUCCCCUUGCGCAGCAAGGGUGAUGUCGCUGAGGUGUUGAUCGACUGGAUCCGCGCAGCUCGUCUCCAGCUCAGGAGGAGCAUCGGCUCGGACUUUCCUGUUCUGCGUCUGCACUCUGACCGAGGCGGAGAGUUCUCCUCUGGCCUUCUGCCGGAGACCUCCCCAACCUUGCUGUGGACGGGGAAGGUCGGCGAUGCGUCUGCGUUCCGUGUCUGGGGAUCUCGGGCGUUUGUCCGCGACUUGUCUGCGGACAAGCUGUCCCCUCGUGCUGCUCCCUGUGUCUUCCUUGGCUUUCCCCCUGACGCCCUUGAGUGGCAGUUCUACCACCCCACCUCUCGUCGUGUUCUGUCCUCCCAGGACGUCACGUUCGACGAGUCAGUACCCUACUACCGCCUCUUCCCCUACCGCACUCCUUCCCUCCCCCCGCCACCGCACUUCCUUGUGCCAGGUCCCCCCCCGGUAGACCCCCUCCCCCCUCAGGGUCCUGCCCCUUCAGGUGUGUCCCACGUAGAUGCAGUCGAGCCGGUCAAGGUUGCUAGUGACUCUGGUACUGCUGCGGGUGCUGAGCCUGGGGGUGCUAACUCUGGGGGUGCUGCGCGCGUGGGUGCUGAGCCUGGGGGUGCUGAGUCUGGGGGUGCUGCGACUGGGGGUGCUGAGCCUGGGGGUGCUACGACUGGGGGCGCUGAGCCUGGGGGUCCUUCGCCUGGGGGUGCUGCGUCUGGAGCUGCUGAGCCUGGGGGUGCUGAGUCUGGAGCUACUGAGCCUGGGGGUGCGGAGCCCGAAGCCGCUGGACCUGCUCGUGUGGCGUCUGGCGGUGCUGGGCCUGCUGGUUCUCCGGGUGCUUCGCGUACUACUGGAGCUGGUGCUUCUUCGGCUGCUGAGGGUGCUGGUGCCGCUGGUCUCGGAGGUGCUAGUCCUGCGAGUGCUACUGGAGUCGGAGCUGCUGAGGGUGUUGGCGCUGAGGCUACUGCUGUCAGUCCUGGCGGCGGUCCUGCUGCGGGUGCUGCUGGUGCUGCUGGAGGUACUGGAGCUGGAGGUGCUGUUGACGCUGGUGCUGCCGCUGGGGGUGCUGGUGCUGUCUCUCCUUCCUAG